AUUGCAUCUUGAUAGCUUUAUUUUGACUGAGGGAUGUCACAAUGAAACGCCUGCCAGGUUUUGCACUGUGGAGGAGCUGCACUCUUUGUUUUCAUUCGGGGGCCCUUGAGCAGCCAUCUCGCAGACUAUGUGCUACGAUUUUUAUAAAGCAACCUGUUCUCAGAUCACACCAUGAAAAUAGAUGCCCUCUUGGUGUCCAUGGGCUUCAGCCAAGAAGAAGCUGCUCUCAUGGCAUGGGUGCUCUCUGGCAUAAUGUUACCUUGCAGAAUUACUUGCAGUCUUUAGUCAAGGAGCAUGGACGACUGGGGGAAAUGUUAAAUCGUACAUUAAAAGAAGAGGAGCGCAAAACUCUGAGCAUUCAGCACGCUCAACUGUCUUCUCUUUGUUCUUUGCUGUUCCAAAUACAAGAAGCAGAAGAAGAAUGCAAAGAGUUGGAUGCCAUGUGUGCUGAUCUCACAUCCAGAGAAGAGGAACAGUUGCUGAGCCUUGCACUGGAAGAAAAGGAUGCUAUAAAUCAGAACAUUACACGUCUACGUACAAAGCUGUUGCAACUUCUUGUGCCUCCGGAAAAAUAUGACAAGAAUGAUGCAAUACUAGAGGUGGUGUCUGGCAGAACUACUGGAGGUGAUAUUUGCCAGCAGUUUACUGGAGAGAUUUUUGACAUGUACCAAAACUAUGCACACUACAAGUCUUGGACAUUUGAGAUCCUGAAUUACACAGCAGCAGACUGUGGAGGGCUGCACCAUGCAGCUGCACGUAUUGCUGGAGAAGGAGUAUACAAGCGUUUGAAAUAUGAAGGAGGAGUUCACAGAGUUCAGCGGAUUCCACAGGUGGGCCUUUCCUCUAGGAUGCAGAGGAUUCACACAGGAACCAUGGCUGUCAUUGUCCUUCCACAGCCAGAUGAGGUUGAUAUUAAAAUUGAUCCAAAGGAAUUAAGAAUUGAUACAUUCAGAGCUAAAGGGGCUGGAGGUCAGCAUGUUAAUACGACAGACAGUGCAGUGAGGAUUGUUCACAUACCUACAGGAAUAUCAACGGAGUGCCAAGAAGGACGUUCUCAAAUUAUGAACAAGGAAACUGCUAUGAAGAUGCUUAGAGCUAAACUCUUUGAACAGAAAAUAAAUCAAGAGCUAUCCCAAAGGAAAAAUUCCAGGAAACUGCAAGUGGGUACAAGAGAUCAGUCUGACCGAAUUCGCACGUACAAUUUCACUCAGGACAGACUAACGGACCAUCGGAUAUCCUUUGAAUCCCGCAAUUUAAAGGAAUUUAUAAAUGGAGAAGACCUUUUGGAAGACUUAAUAGAAAGGUUACAGCAGUCAGCAGAUGCAGAGGCUCUUCUUGAAGUCAUAGAAAACGAUUCCUUAAGUCUAAACAGAUGAAGAUCUGCUUUGCAGCACUAUAGUGUCAAUCACAGUGUCUAUUACCUGACAGACCUUGAGGAGUUUCCAGAUCUUUAUAAGCUCAGCUGUUCUAUCAUAGUCUCCACAUCUGCCUCAU
This is a messenger RNA of Nanorana parkeri, 1494 nucleotides long. RefSeq names its product mitochondrial translation release factor 1 (gene MTRF1). The record is from RefSeq and is a predicted model, not a curated record. Bases 42 to 1376 code for a protein of 444 amino acids. Gene Ontology annotation, biological process: translational termination. The transcript is spliced from 10 exons. Gene Ontology annotation, molecular function: translation release factor activity. Lineage: Eukaryota; Metazoa; Chordata; Amphibia; Anura; Dicroglossidae.